AUGACUGCCACCAAGGGCAAAGGGCCUAUUUUCGACCCAGGAUUAUGUAGAUGUUGUGGUAACAUGAAGAAAUGCCGUGUUUUGAAUGUGGAAUACGAGAGUUUAGGUCAAAAGGAGGUUUAUUCAGACAUGAUAAUGGACUGCUUUGGACUGCUGCUUUCUCAUCUCGAUGGGUCUCCGUCGGAGCGUCUAAUUUGCGCAAUGUGUGUGACUCGCAUUCGUGAUGCGCUCAGCUUCCGCCGUCAGGUGUUGAAGUGUGAAGAAGCAUUUUUGCAUAUGAAAAUAUAUGAUGCAAAGGCUGAAAGUAACGUCGGUGACCCUAAUAUGGUGGAUGCUUUAAUGGAGCCUCGUUUUAAAUCCUCAUUUAUUGAAGUGGAAGUUGUGAAAUCAGAACCUUUAGAUGCACUAGAUAUGGAUGAUCGGAGCGAAGCUGGUGACGCUCUCGGUGAUGCACUGGAUGACGACCAAAAACCUGAAAUAAGUCAAGAUUGGAAUUCAAAGGAUGAUAUUCUUAAACCACACGUAUUAAAUAGGAAAUCUGCCACUUCCUCCAGUAAGCGAAGAGAGACUAGAAGCCGUGGCGCUGCGAGCUUGGCUAAACAGAUGCUGAUGACCAAACGAAAUUUUGCCGAAAAGUUAAAACAGAAAUCAAGAUGGCCUGUAGGCCGAAUACAGCGACCUGCGGCCGACGCAACGGGAUCAUACGAGUCUCCUAUUAAAACAGAACUUCAAAUGUCGAAAUUGCAGCAACAAAUGCGAGAAAAGGACCCCAGCUACAAGAGAGAGACAAACAUACUAACGAUAGUGGAAUACUCCUACGUGUGUCCGUUCAAAUGCAGACACAACCACCUACUUUGCUACUACUGUGGUGAAAUAUUCUCAGAUCCUGUACUUCUCAGAGAGCAUACCAUAAAGAGUCACCACCCAAAGAAAUUCAAAGUCACAGAACACAGGAGUAUGAUCAAAGUCGAUUUGACGAGAAUCGAUUGUCGUCUCUGUACUGUCAAAAUUGAUAAUUUAGACGAGUUUCGAAGUCACAUCACUAGUGCACAUGAUAAGAAGUAUUAUUUUGACUUAAAAGAUUCGGUGUUGCCAUUUAAAUUGUCAAGGGAAGAGCUAAAAUGUGCCAUGUGCGAUGUUCUUUUUCCAUACUUUCAUGCACUGAAUAAACAUAUGAAUGAACAUUUUAGUAAUUAUGUUUGUGAAACUUGUGGCUUAGGGUUCGUGGACCAUGCUCGGUUUAUGAUGCAUCAGCAGCGACAUGAAGAGGGAGAGUUUCCUUGCCCCACUUGCGGCAAAAUCUUUAAGGCGCAGUACAAUCGAGAUCUUCACGUGGAUAGAGUACACCGCAAGAAAGGGCGGGUGUACUGCCCGAAGUGUGACGUCAAAUUGAUGUCCUACCCGCAAAAAUUGAAACAUUUAGUUGAGGUCCAUGGUGAAGAACCAUUGAGUUUCUCUUGCGACAUGUGCGAAAGGGUGUUCGAUUCACGGCGGAUACUUACCAUACACAAGCGUAAAGAACAUCUCAAAGAUUAUAGAUAUGAGUGUCAAUGCUGCGGUCAAAAAUUCUUUACCCGCUUUGCUUUAAACAACCACAUGCCAACACACACUGGCGAGAGAAACUUCAAAUGCAAAGUCUGUGAUAAGUCCUACCCUAGACUGAAGACGCUCAAAGACCACAUGCGGAUCCACACCAACGACCGCAGAUACAGGUGCCAUGUGUGUGGACAAGCCUUUAUACAAAACUGCAGUCUCAAAGGUCAUAUGAAGAGUCAGCAUCCGGAGUAUGGAUAA
Messenger RNA from Arctia plantaginis, 1794 nucleotides. The record is from the annotation of a GenBank genome assembly. Lineage: Eukaryota; Metazoa; Arthropoda; Insecta; Lepidoptera; Erebidae.